UGUUACCAACCCAAAUUUUGAUGGAUUUUGUUAAAAAUGGCUGCGUUGAAAACUGAAAUAAAGGAGGAAAAUGAGGACGAUCGUGAAAAUGAAAACGAGAUUGACGAUGAAGUAGGAGGAGAUAACAACGAUACUACUAAGAAGAAGAAAAAAAAGAAGAAAAAGAAAAAAACUGAGGAAGGAAGCGCGCGUGAGAAUGGAGAAAAAAUAGGCGAUGUCAACAUUGAAAACGCAGUCGAAAACGGUGUUGAAAAUGAGGGUGAAGGCGAAGGGGAGAGAAAGAAGAAGAAACGAAAUAGAAAGAAGGGUGGGAAACCAACUCAGACCAACCCUCCAUCUAUUGCGAUUGUAGAUUUGUUUCCUCAGGGUGCCUUUCCGUUAGGUGAAAUUCAGGAGUAUCCUACUGUUAAAGAUGAUCGUACUGCCAGAGAUCGUUUUACUUCUGAAGAGAAACGAGCAUUGGACAGAAUGCACAACGAUAUUUACAAUGAAGUUCGGCUAGCAGCCGAAGCUCAUAGACAGACCAGACAAUAUAUACAAAAGUGGAUAAAACCGGGAAUGACAAUGAUUGAAAUUUGUGAAGAGUUGGAGAACACAGCUCGAAAGCUUAUCGCAGAAAAUGGUUUAAAAGCAGGACUAGCUUUCCCUACCGGUUGUUCAAGGAAUCAUUGUGCCGCACAUUACACUCCAAACGCAGGCGAUAAGACUGUUUUUGAGUACGACGAUGUUGUAAAGAUUGAUUUUGGCACUCAUAUUAACGGUAGGAUUAUAGAUUGCGCUUUUACACAUACUUUCAACCCCAAAUAUGAUAAACUGGUCGAAGCCGUGCGUGAAGCUACAAAUACUGGAAUUAAAGCUGCAGGAAUUGACGUACAGUUGUGUGAAGUCGGGGCCCAGAUUCAGGAGGUGAUGGAGUCGUACGAGAUUGAGUUGGAUGGGAAGACGUACCCUGUAAAGUCUAUCAGGAACCUUAAUGGGCACUCAAUAUCUCCAUACAGAAUACAUGCGGGAAAAACUGUUCCUAUUGUGAAGGGAGGCGAAGCGACGGUAAUGGAAGAAAAUGAAUUUUACGCCAUCGAAACUUUUGGGUCUACGGGUCGUGGCCUAGUCCAUGAUGACAUGGAGUGUUCCCAUUACAUGAAGAACUUUGAGGUCCCCUACGUACCUCUUCGUCUGCAAUCUUCGAAAGCGCUGCUGAACGUAAUCAACAAGAACUUUGGCACCCUAGCCUUCUGCAAGCGGUGGCUAGAUCGUGCCGGGGCCACCAAGUACCAGAUGGCCCUGAAGGAUUUGUGCGACAAGGGAAUCGUGGACGACUAUCCUCCGUUGUGCGACAUCAAGGGUUGUUAUACCGCCCAGUUCGAGCACACCAUUGUCCUGCGUCCGACCUGCAAGGAGGUCGUUUCCAGAGGGGAUGACUACUAGGGGUUUUUUUAUUACCAGAUUCACUGUUUUAAUUUUACAACUUAUGUUUCUUAUAUGGAUUCGAUAUAAUAAAAUGUUAACAUUAUAA
This is a messenger RNA of Anoplophora glabripennis (Asian longhorned beetle), 1513 nucleotides long. RefSeq names its product methionine aminopeptidase 2 (gene und). Gene Ontology annotation, biological process: proteolysis. Gene Ontology annotation, molecular function: metalloaminopeptidase activity. The coding region runs from base 37 to 1425 and encodes 462 amino acids. The transcript has 6 exons. NCBI's taxonomy places the organism in Eukaryota, Metazoa, Arthropoda, Insecta, Coleoptera, Cerambycidae. The record is from RefSeq and is a predicted model, not a curated record.